GUUUCAAACAAAACACCGAACAACACCGAAUAUAUAACAUUCUGCGAGCACGGAUUUUCGUUGUCACCAUGGCCCCAUGGGAAGUCCUUGACCUAGUUUGUCACCAUCUUGACCCCAAAUCCCUAGCCGUAGCCUCAUGUGUGUGCAAGUCAUGGCUCAUUUCCAUGUCCUCUGAUCACCUUUGGAAGCCAAUUUGCACAUCCAAUUUCCCUUCUCUCUCUACCCUCAAAAUCACAAACCCUACCGUCCCCUACCGCCGCCUCUAUGUCAUUGGCUGCUCCGCUGCCAAACGCCGCCGACAAACGCCCCCGAAACCCCGCCUUCUUCUGGACAACCUCAUCUUCACAAUCAACAUCUUCCGCCACAACAAUUCAUCAUCAAACAGUUUCUGCACUCUCGCAAAACCCGGAAAUGAGCUAACCCUCGAUCCCAAUGGCAUCUUCAAGUUCGACAUCGAUGUUGAUAACUACGAUGUGUUUGAGGCAUUGGAAGAUGAGGAGGUGGUGAGAGUGACGUGGAACGUGGUGUUGGAAGGGUGGAGGGGUGUUUUUGGGAUGAUGGAAAAUUGUAAAGGUAAAGGAGGGGUGGAGGGUUGGUUUUCGGAGGAGCUUCCUUCUCCGGGGUGUUGUUGCCGUUUGAGUGCGGUUGCUUGUAGUGGGAUUGUGGCGGAUUUGAAGUUGGGGUUUUGUGAUGGAAGGAGGAAGGUGAAGAAAGUGAGUGUGGGGAUUUUAUGUGUUGUAAAUUGGAGAUACGUGAGCGUUGAUGAUGCUCUGAGAUACUUGCAACAUUUUCUUCUACCUUGUGCUGUAUGAACUAAUUACAUCAUCUUUUAUUUUUAUUUUUAAUGUAAUUUGUAGUUUGGCCUACAAGCUGUUUAUUGGGUGUUUGGUGCCCAGAAAAACAAAUCGGAACUGAUAUAUACAAGCAAGGACUAUGGCUCAAA
Messenger RNA from Prunus dulcis (almond), 943 nucleotides. RefSeq names its product probable F-box protein At5g04010. The transcript has a single exon. Gene Ontology annotation, biological process: SCF-dependent proteasomal ubiquitin-dependent protein catabolic process; gibberellic acid mediated signaling pathway. The record is from RefSeq and is a predicted model, not a curated record. Gene Ontology annotation, molecular function: protein binding. Bases 69 to 812 code for a protein of 247 amino acids. Gene Ontology annotation, cellular component: SCF ubiquitin ligase complex. NCBI's taxonomy places the organism in Eukaryota, Viridiplantae, Streptophyta, Magnoliopsida, Rosales, Rosaceae.